Messenger RNA from Nematolebias whitei (Rio pearlfish), 2242 nucleotides. RefSeq names its product dihydropyrimidinase like 5a (gene dpysl5a). NCBI's taxonomy places the organism in Eukaryota, Metazoa, Chordata, Actinopteri, Cyprinodontiformes, Rivulidae. Bases 7 to 1701 code for a protein of 564 amino acids. The record is from RefSeq and is a predicted model, not a curated record. Gene Ontology annotation, cellular component: cytosol; cytoplasm. Gene Ontology annotation, molecular function: hydrolase activity, acting on carbon-nitrogen (but not peptide) bonds, in cyclic amides. The transcript is spliced from 12 exons.
GUAGCCAUGUCUUCCAGCUCAGCAAUGCUGCGAAUCUUGAUAAAGGGCGGGAAAGUGGUGAAUGAUGACUGCACCCAGGAGGCCGACGUCUACAUCGAGAACGGCAUCAUCCAGCAGGUGGGGAAGGAGCUAAUGAUCCCGGGAGGGGCCAAGGUGAUCGACGCCUCAGGGAAACUGGUGCUUCCUGGUGGCAUCGACACCAGUGUCCACCUGGAGGAGACCUUCAUGAAUGCUGUGACGGCAGAUGAUUACUACAGCGGCACCAAGGCUGCUUUAGCCGGAGGCACAACGAUGGUGAUCGGACACGUUCUGCCAGAAAAAGACGAGUCUUUGCUGGAAGCCUACGAGAAGACUCGCAGCUCAGCGGACUCUAAAUCCUGCUGUGACUACGCUCUGCAUGUGGGAGUUACGUGGUGGGGACCCAAGGUGCAAGCUGAGAUGGAGAAACUCGUGAGAGAGGAAGGAGUGAAUUCCUUCCAGAUGUUCAUGGCUUACAAAGACACGUUCAUGCUAAGGGACAGCGAGCUCUUCCAGGCCCUGCAGCACUGUAAGGACAUCGGCGCCGUCGCGAGGGUCCACGCUGAGAACGGGGAGCUGGUGUCCGAGGGUGCGAAGGAAGCGUUAGAUCUGGGCAUCAGUGGCCCAGAAGGGAUUGAAAUCAGCCGCCCUGAAGAGCUGGAAGCAGAAGCAACGCACCGGGCGAUUACAAUCGCCAACAGGGCUCACUGUCCCAUUUAUCUGGUGAGCGUGUCCAGCAUGUCUGCAGGAGAUGUGGUGGCUUCAGCCAAGAUGCAAGGGAAGGUUGUUCACGGAGAAACGACCACGGCGUACGCCGUCCUGAACGGCAUGCAGUAUUAUCAUCAGGACUGGUGCCACGCUGCCGCCCACGUCACUGUGCCCCCUCUGCGUCUGGACCCCAGCACUCCAAACUACCUGAUGAGUCUGCUGGGAAACGACAGUCUGAACGUUGUGGCAUCAGACCACCGUCCUUUCACCAUCAAACAGAAAGCUAUGGGCAAGGAUGAUUUCACAAAGAUUCCUCACGGCCUUCCUGGCAUUCAAGACCGCAUGAGCGUGAUCUGGGAGAAAGGAGUGAUUGGAGGUAAAAUAGAUGAAAAUCGUUUUGUCGCGGUUACAAGUUCAAACGCAGCCAAGAUCUACAACCUCUACCCCCGGAAAGGCAGGAUCAUCCCUGGAGCUGAUGCUGACGUGGUGGUCUGGGACCCCGAAGGAUCCAAGACCAUUUCGGUGGAUAACCAGUUCCAGGGCGGGGACAUAAAUCUGUACGAAGGCCUCCGCUGUCAUGGCGUGCCCCUGGUUACCAUCAGCCGCGGACGUCUGGUCUAUGAAAAUGGCAUGUUCACGUGUGCCGAGGGUUCUGGGAAAUUUUGCCCUUUAAGGACUUUCCCAGAUUAUCUCUACAAGAAGAUGGUUCAGAGGGAAAAGAGCCAAGCAGUAAAAGCUGUUGAACGAGAGCCCUACACAGGAGAAGUUGUUGCCGUGGUGAAUUCAGGAAAGAGGGACCUGGGAGCUUCAGAACUGGACACCCCGACACGCCCAAGCACACGGCAUGGGGGUGUGAGGGACCUCCAUGAGUCCAGCUUCAGCCUGUCAGGUGCCCAGAUUGACGACAGCGUUCCAAAAAGGUCCUCAGCCAGGAUCCUGGCUCCUCCUGGAGGCAGAUCCAGCGGGAUCUGGUAACGAAGCAGCCACGUGAAGUGGGAGAAUGAAGACUGGGGGAACGUUUGGCCACAAGCAAGACUUGUUUUUCUGUCUGGAGUCUUAGAUCAUGUGCACUUUUUAUUUUUACUGUAGUUUCUUUGGACUGUGGAACAGUUUGCCUUUGUGACCUGGGAAACUUUUCUUAUGUUGCAACAGCAGCCAGAGUUCAAAGGUUAAUCAAAUACGAGGAGCAAAAUAAAAAUGUUUAAUUUGAAUCUUGUUAGAAAAGUAAAUCUAACUUUUUGUGUUAGGAAGACGAAGGUGAGUCGUGGUUUCAAUGCAGUUGUGUUGCCUCAAUGUACAGUACAACUGUUGCACUUGCACCAUGUUCUAAUCUGACGUCUUUUUACACAGUUCAACACCACAACAUCUUUUUACUACAAGCCGCAGUGACUGAAACAUAAUUAAUAAUUACCAGGAUGCUACAAGACGAUAACAUGUUGGGCAUUGAACAAACUGUUGCUAUUGGUCCAUAGGGAAAACAGAAAAUAUAUUUUUUGUUUCUUUAGGCACUUUUUGA